GAUACCUAGAUCUGUCAUUCUGUACGUCAAUCCAUACUCAUCGUCUUCUUCUCGUUCGACUUUCUUUCUCAUCUCUAUAAAGCGUUAAUUGCAAUUUACUUGAUUCCACCUAUAACAGAUUUUGCUUGUUGGAGACUGGGUUAGAUUUCUUUCUUUCCUCUGGCUUCUGGGUUGUCGAAAGAGUUCGUUUGAAUGAUUGUUUGACAGGGUUUCAUACUUUCAUGCCUUUUCGAAAAGGAAAAAUUAUCAGCGCACUGAUUACGCCGCUGCCAUGGCGUGGCGGAGACGGGGGGUUACCUCUUACUUGUUUUUCCUCUGCAUCUUGCGAUACAGCUCGUAUAAUCAUCCGUGUUGUGUUGCAAGAUGCAGGGAAAUGCAAGUUAGAAACGCAUACGCAUCCCAGAAGUUAAAAGUUUACUUUUGCUUUAAGACUGUUUGGAUUGGAGGUGUUGGACGAAGAGGGAGGGGAAGGGAUGGGGACGGAUGGCAAGAGAGGGGAGUGAGGGUUUCUUCUUUCACCUGUUUGGUUUCCAAAAAGGUAAAAAGAAAGGGGAAUGAGAUGUACUGAUUCAGACUCCUUCCAACUACUUUUAAAUUUACAGAUUUGCAAUCUCCCAUUUAGGGGGUUUGGGAGGAAUUUGAGUGAUUAUUUAGAUUAAGUUAAAUGUAAUUAUAAAAUUAAUUUUAAUUA
This is a messenger RNA of Rubroshorea leprosula, 691 nucleotides long. The record is from the annotation of a GenBank genome assembly. NCBI's taxonomy places the organism in Eukaryota, Viridiplantae, Streptophyta, Magnoliopsida, Malvales, Dipterocarpaceae.